This is a messenger RNA of Xenopus laevis (African clawed frog), 3709 nucleotides long. It is a transcript of the gene tnfrsf11a.S, whose product is annotated as tumor necrosis factor receptor superfamily member 11A. The record is from RefSeq and is a predicted model, not a curated record. NCBI's taxonomy places the organism in Eukaryota, Metazoa, Chordata, Amphibia, Anura, Pipidae. The coding region runs from base 582 to 2321 and encodes 579 amino acids. The transcript has 10 exons.
GGGGCAGUUCUGUACAGAGGGAGGCUCCCGUUGUGUGUGUGGGCGCUGGGGGAAGGGGGAGUUGUAGUUUAGUGCAUAGUAUAGUCACAGUGCAUAAGUGCGGCACUUGGCUGAACUACACCCUGUCCCAGCGGUGCCCUCUGUGCACUCCUCUCCCUUGUCAGAGACACUUUUCUGAGGGAAUCUCGGCGCGGGGAAUUACACAGGUUCAUCUUCCUUUAAUGGGCGUCGCUUGGACUGACUGAGGGGAAAGUACACGCUCUAUCGAGGAGAGACGAGGAAUUAGAAAUAAUUGCUGUUUACGGCAUCACUGAGGGGGGUGGACAUGUAGUGACCCAAUAACAGUGGGAGAGGGAAUAAGCAUGGGCACCAAACAAUAACGAGUAUGGAGUGGAAUUGGUCUGACAUUUAGGGAAACACGGGCACGGGAAAGCGACAGGAAAGGUUUGGAUUCGUACUUCUCGCCAGUGGGGAAGGAUUAACUGGAAUACAAAACCCAGAGGGCAAAGUGGCGCAAGGCUGAGUCGCAACAGUGUGAGAACAGAGGGAAAGGAUUGUGUACAAACAAACUGGUCCAUAUCAUGGGUACUUUGCACAUCUGUGCGGGUCUGAGGGCUUACCAUCUGUUCCUGCUAAACUGUGCCAUCCUGUGCGCCUGCAGCCAGUUGCUUCAACAACCCCAAUGUGACCCUGAGAAGGAGUAUGAAUCAAAUGGGCACUGUUGCAGUAAAUGUCGACCAGGUUUUUCCAUGACAUCUAAAUGCACAGCUUCUAAGAACACCACCUGCAUCCCAUGUGGACCUAAUGAGUACAUGCCAUCCUGGAAUGAUGAUUACAAAUGCUUUUCUCAUCAGAUAUGCGAUUCAGGCAAAGCUCUGAAGGUGGCAUUUAAUGGAAACCGCACUUCUCCCAGAAAGUGUAUUUGUGAGGAAGGAUACCAUUUUAGUGACGAUUAUGAAUUCUGUAACAAAAAUACCAAAUGUGCACUUGGUUAUGUGGUGGUUUACCCAGUUCAGUUAAAUGCAGACACCAAAUGUAAAGCCUGCCCAGUAGGAUAUUUCUCAAAUUCCUCUUCUUUGAAUGAGUCAUGCCAACCAUGGACCAACUGUUCAAAGAGUGGUCUUUUUGAGAGUAAGCCUGGAUCUAACCAUUCUGAUGUUGUAUGUGAUCACCUCAACACUAAUUGGCAGAACGUUGUCAUUUUCAUUGUUUUAUCCUUGGUGGUUGCCUUAAUUGUAUUCACGCCCAUCUACUUUCUGUGCUGUACGAAUCACCUGAAAGAUCUAAAAGAAAAUCUGGAGCAGUGGCUGAAUGUUUUAUGCCAUCGGUUUCAAGAAACGGAGAAAAAAUCCCCAUACAAUGUCAACAUGAGAACAAAUAAUUAUGGGCAAGGACACCAGAAUUCUACAUCGUAUGUAGUUGUUUCCAUCAAGACUGAUUGUGCUGAGGUCCAUGAAGAUCCUAAGCAGCAAAGUGGUACUAUAGAGACAAGCUGUGUAAGAGAACACGAGGUGAAACAAAGAAGAAGUGGCCCUAUAGAAAACGAAUACCUAGAAAGAAAGACUGUGAAUGCUAUGGAGACAGGGCAACUUAUCGAUGGAUCAGCAUGUGUGUCUGAUACAGAAGACAACUCAGCGGAGAGUGAGACCUUCAGUUAUUUUCCCACUGGCCCUGAUCAUCCUCUGCAUUUACAGCAAGAUGCUUGUGGACAGUCUGCUAGAGAGCUUACUGGGAAACAGACUAACAGUAAUUAUGUUAAUUGCAGCAUAACAGAACCCACUUAUAGUAUGAAUGGAUAUUGUCCACUAUUAUUUUCCUGGCAAACAAAUGAUUCACCAAGUAUGGCUUCGUCUGAGGAGACAGCUUCUCAAAGCAGUGGAUGCAGUGGUGGGAGUACUCCUACAUCAGAAACACCACCGUUAUCUGGACAAGUUACAGGGAAUAAUAACACAACUGUCAUUUCAAAUGGUUCAGUAAUGAACAUAAAAGCUGAUGUACUUUUAUUGGUCCUAAGCCCAACUUCCCAAGAUGCACCUACAGUGCCUGAUAGCAACGAUGGAAAUAUGGGGAAGCCGGUGCAAGAGGAAAAUCAAUGCCAUUUUGACAGUUUUGUUGCAAACACGGAAAAUCAUGCAGACAAAUACACACAAUAUUCAGAGGAACUUUCAUAUUUAUCUCAAGAUACAGAAGCCUGGACAUCUAUCACAGACUUUAUACAAGGCAGUGGUAGUUCACCUAUUUUAAGUCAAGAACUAAAUAACAUUCCUCCGUGCCAAAUUUUUCACCUUUCGCCGGUGCAAGAGGAAGGGAAACCUGAAUAAACUCACUGAGGAGCAGGAUCUCUAUACAAUUGUUAUGUCAUAAAUACAAGGAGAUUUGUCAGUUGGGCCUACCACACACUCCCAGUUCAUCCAUUCCAUCAUCCUGUACAAGGAGCUAAAAGGAAUUUUUUGUUGUACUGAAAGAAGACAUUUUCCUAAUCUUUGAACUUGGAUUUGAAAAACAUUUUUCAUUUUAGAUUUAAAUACAUUUUUUGCUAUGGUGAAAUGUUUUCACAGAGACUGGCUUCAGUGUUGUGAGGCUUGCAUUGUGCACUGGGAUGACUGCUGGUUUAUAUGAGGUGUUGUUAUGGAUCAUCUGGGAAUGUUGUUCAGAUUUUUUAGGUUUCUUUUUAAAUAAAUGAACAUUAUAUGCCGUCACAUACUGAACUAGCCUUGGGAAAAAAAGUGGAUGAACCAUAAACAGCACAGUGCUCCUUUUCUUAAAAUGCUGCUGGGUUUUAUUAACAUUUUUUUUGCUUCCAGCAAUGGAAUUUCUGACAAGUUCUUUUACCUUAUGAGGAUAUAAGCAGUAGAAACUUGGAUGCAAUUUGGAAUGAAUUGAAGCUUCGGAUUGUUUACUCUAAUUAGAGCUCAGCUUUGUAAACUGAAUAAUUGAAUUCUUUCCCUUAAAUACAUAAGGCGCUAUUCAAAUUGUAUAAGGUAGUGUGCAAAGUGCAAAAAAUGGAUGCACCUCUGCUCCCGCCUCCCUAAUUGGUCAGCACCUACUGAUGCUGUGCUUUGCAGUUUGCACUGAAUAAGCAGCAAAAUCGACUCCUGUCCUUAAAACAGGGUAUUUAAUAUAUGAGCCCCAUAUCUAUUGAUUUUGAAGGUUAUAGGUAUAAAUUAAUUACUCUUAGGGUGGUGGCACACAGGGAGAUUAGUUGCCCAGCGACAAAUCUUCUCUACUGCGGGCGACUAAUUUGCCCAAAAUGCCUUGCUGCCGGCAAGAAAGCAAAUUGGCGGGAAGGCAUGCUCAUCGCUUCGGUUUUCCAAAGUAGCCCUAAAUUUCCUCGUGGGUCACCUUUGGAAAAUGAAUCGUUUGGGCUGCAUAGGUGGAUUGUGGGGGACUUAGCUCCCAUCCAUUCCCAUCGUAGACAGGUAGAAUUGGUCAUAGUGGAACGGGACUAAAGAAGGGAGGGGGAAUUGAAUAUUUUAAUUAAUGCAACUGCUUAUCUACUUUGACAAUCCGCAAGAAUUAGCAGUUAUUUGUAACCCUCACCUACCACUUAGUUGCUAUUUUUAAUUGUUUGUUUUUAAGGCUACAGUCCUGCACUGCUUAUACUUGCUAAUAGCAGUGAGCCUGUAUACACUUAGUUUGGUUUGCUGUGUGGACAUGGCCCAGUGUAUUAAUUGUUUUUAACUAUAGUGAUUAAAGGUGAAGUUUUAAA